UGUCGAUCUUCAUAACUAUACAGUCUGCCAAUAUUAUAUAUUCUAUUUAAUAUUAUUGAAGGUAAUGGACUUGAAGGAAAACGAAAAAAUGAACGGUGAAAAAAGGAUUGGAGUAGAACAAUUCAAGAUAUUACUAGAUAAAAUACCACAUAUCUAUUAUUGUGGUCAAACAAUUACAGGGAAAGUCCUCAUUGAAUUCGACUCAAUAAUUGCUGUUGCAGGCCUUACGUUGAAUUGUAAAGGAGAAGGACAUGUAAAAUUUACUCAUCGUUACAUUGGAUUAAAAAAGAAAUGUGUUAGUGAAGAAUUGUAUCUGCAGCAUGAAAUAGAAUUGAUAAAAAAUGGACGUAGCGAAGUGGAAAUGAAGAGUAAUAUUUUUUCAUUCAAUCUAAACCUUCCAGAAAAACUACCCUGUAGCUUCGAAGGUCGUUAUGGCCGAGUACGUUAUUCAAUACAAGCCACUCUAGAUAUCAGUGAAAAUUUAUCAAUUUUUUCCGAUAAAUUGUCAUUUACUGUUGCUCCAAUUUUCGAUUUGAAUAAUCAUCCCCUAGCACCGUUACCGAUUAGUGAAAAUUAUACUAAAACAUUUAUGGGAUACGCUGAACCACUUACUAUAUCAACAUUCCUUCCUGUUCGUGGAUACGUUCCAGGUCAAACAGUUCCAUUAAAAAUAAAUUUGAAAAAUGAAUCGAAUAUCAACAUUAAAAAAAUACGAGUCGUACUAAAAAAGGUCGUUAAUUAUCGUUCAUUGGAAAAUGUACGUAAACAUAAAGAAAUUGUAGUGGAAAUUGAACAGCCUGUUGAACUAAAUUGCCUUGUUUAUGAUGCUAAAUUUGAUAUACCUGCAAUUCCGCCAACGGGGAUUAUUUGUAAUUUAAUUGAUAUUGAAUACACUCUAAAAGUUGAAGCUUACAUGGAUAUUAAUGAAUGGUAUUCCAAAAUGUUCUCUAAAAAUCCUAAAAUUCGAAUGAUUAUAAUUGUAGGAACAGUGCCUUUAAAAAAUUAUGAAGAUCCUUUAGAUACAGACGAUGAAUCUCUCCACGGAAUUGAUAAAAACUCAACGAUAAAUAAUGAAAAUGAUAAAGGUCAAGCUUUAGAAUUAACUUCUUCAGGAAAACUUCAAUAUCAAAGCAGUCGUAUUUAUCGAUCUUCAAAACCAGAUCAAGAUGAUCCAACUGGUGAUGAAGAUGACAGUGAUAAAAAUAAAAUAUUUACACCCAUGUAUCGAGUUUAUAAAUUUAAAAAUUCACAUGAAACAAUUCCAAAUCGUAGGAAAGUUUCAUCGACAAAUGAAAAAGAAGAAAAAGUAGAUGGAACAUAUCGUGAAAUCCAGAUGGGACUGGUUCAAUAG
Molecule: messenger RNA, 1351 nt
Organism: Chelonus insularis
Lineage: Eukaryota; Metazoa; Arthropoda; Insecta; Hymenoptera; Braconidae
Product: arrestin domain-containing protein 17-like
Exons: 8
Coding region: 65-1351 (428 amino acids)
Biological process (GO): protein transport
Cellular component (GO): cytoplasm
Source: RefSeq, a predicted model, not a curated record